CCGGACUGUACUGAGAAUUAGAACCAAAAUGCCGCGUAACUUCCAAUUCGUCACCGUCUCUAACCCAACAGAGCCUGUCCCCUCUCAUGUUAGGAGCUUAACUCACUCCCAUGCGGUUCGGCAAAGACAUGCCAAGGAGAGAAGACUACGAAUGCAGAAACACCAGAAAGACAUGUCCAGAAAUGCGGAGAGUAGUUCUCUGAACAAGGUCCUUGGCUAUGGCCGUGAUCCAUUUGACGCCCUUCCGAAACAACUCUUGUCUCAUGAGAACUUUCUUCUCGACCAUUAUGUCCGUGUCGUCGUUCCACACAACGUCAAGACAUGCCGUCUAUUUAACCAGAUGAACGACCAUGAAGCACAAGUAAUGCGCGAUUGGGUCGGUCUCGCCAUUACAGACAGCGAUCUUCUAUGCUCCGUAAUUCUCCUCGGCGCAUGCCGUCACAUCCUUAACAGCAAUCCCAAGUCUGGUUUGACUCAGGUCGCAUUACAGUACAAAUACAACGGUCUCAAGGCACUGCGCCAUGCCGUUAGUGGCGCUUCACCGACUGUUAGUGCGUUGACUAUUGCAAAAGCUUGUGCUAUGGCUUUGGAUGAGGUUAACUUUGGUGAGGCUACUGUUGCGAGACAGCAUAUUCAGGGUGUGUUUGCGAUGAUAGAAGCUGCGGGGGGUUCUGAGUGUCUUGAUGGGACGGGACUGCUGAAGCGUAUGUAUCUUAGAUUUCUCGAAAUGCGGGAAGGUCCAGGGCUACAGUUACCAAAGGGUAUUGCUUACUCCAGCCACUGCUGGUAA
Molecule: messenger RNA, 790 nt
Organism: Fusarium odoratissimum NRRL 54006
Lineage: Eukaryota; Fungi; Ascomycota; Sordariomycetes; Hypocreales; Nectriaceae
Exons: 3
Coding region: 29-790 (253 amino acids)
Source: RefSeq, a predicted model, not a curated record